Messenger RNA from Dendroctonus ponderosae (mountain pine beetle), 458 nucleotides. RefSeq names its product FUN14 domain-containing protein 1B. Gene Ontology annotation, biological process: autophagy of mitochondrion. Gene Ontology annotation, cellular component: mitochondrial outer membrane. Bases 24 to 404 code for a protein of 126 amino acids. NCBI's taxonomy places the organism in Eukaryota, Metazoa, Arthropoda, Insecta, Coleoptera, Curculionidae. The transcript is spliced from 2 exons. The record is from RefSeq and is a predicted model, not a curated record.
UCGUUUGUGCUCAACAUAGACCAAUGGGGGAAGCAGUUGAUAAAGCAAAGAGCUUCAUUUCAAGAUACUUGGGCGAUGUGGACAAAUCGGACACGACCAAGCAAAUCCUAAUAGGAGCCGGAUCCGGUUGGAUUUCCGGCUAUUUGACCAUGCGUGUGGCCAAAACGACCGCAUUUGCGGUCGGUGGCGGCAUAAUACUGCUCCAACUGGCCAGCGAAAGAGGAUUUAUCAAAGUAAACUGGUCCAGACUGAGCAAGAAGCUGGAAAAAGUGGUUGAUCGGGUGGAGAGCGAGAUCAGCAAUCAGGAUCGCGCCUGGACCGACAAAGUGAUGGAUUUUUUCAAGAACAACACCCCGUUUACUUCGGGAUUUGUCGGUGGGUUUUUGAUUGGAACUGCUACUUAGAUGCGCAACUCUGGACGUAUUCAAUAUUUAAAUAAACAUGUUUAUUUGAGUAGA